Messenger RNA from Caenorhabditis elegans, 644 nucleotides. It is a transcript of the gene K09C6.9, whose product is annotated as DUF19 domain-containing protein. NCBI's taxonomy places the organism in Eukaryota, Metazoa, Nematoda, Chromadorea, Rhabditida, Rhabditidae. The transcript has 5 exons. The record is from RefSeq and is marked reviewed. Bases 3 to 590 code for a protein of 195 amino acids.
AAAUGCCACGUUUAUUGGUACUCACUACAACAGUCUUCGCUAUUCUGGGAUGCGCUCUGGCCAACAACAGAGCAGCCGUCUGUCAGAAGGCUGUAAAUUUAGGGGUGACGUUCUACACGGCCAAGGAGAUGGAACCGAUUCUCGCAUGCGCCGAUACUCAUUUCUACAAUGACCCAAAAGAUCCGGAGCUUGUGUCCAAAGCCAAGACAUGUGUGAUCAACAACAGUAUGAACAAGGCGAUCGCUGCAAUGAAUCUGUACAGCGGGUUCAACGGCUGCACAAACCUCUCGGAUCUUGUCUCAAAGCUUGCCACACCAUUCAUAAACCUUUGCAAACCAGUUAUCAACAAAGCCCUAUCCACCUUGGACACCUGCAAGGCUAACAAUAAGCAAACAGGCAAUGCCAAACAGACCGCCUGUAUGAACAAAGUAUACACAAAUUGUAUUGCAAUGGUCACUAAACAGUUUGUCAAUAAAGUGUGCACUGGGUUGGCUAAGAAAAUGAACGCAAAAGAGUGGAAUUGCUGCAAGACUUAUGUGCCAAAGGUCGCCGAUGCCAAGGCAUAUAAGUGCUACAGUAUUGAGAAGUGAAAAUUAUAAUACUUUUUGGAGAAUGAAUAAAAAUGUAGUUCAUAUUGAACCCUU